ACGAAAGAGAAGUGCGGAAUAAAAGAGAUGUGCGACGCCAUGACUCUUGAGGUUGUUGGCGUGGGGCCAAAGCAUUCUAAGCAGCCACAACCUUCGAGAAUGGGUCAGUUCAAAACCCCCGACCUACCCAGCUCCAACACCUACUCCUCUCAACAACCACCAAUUCAAAGCGCCAAAAAGCUGUUAGGACCUGCCACUCCUGCCAUUACAGCUCAUCAUGCUUCCAGAUUUUCAAGACCCAUUGGCUCCCUGGUCCUCCAGAGCAGGCAGAGUUUCUCUUUUAGGUCUCAUGCAUCAAGCUUGGCGAAGAGAGGCAUUCAAUCUGUACAAGCCACUGCAACUUCCGCUGGGUCAUUGACAAUAAAGAAAAGGGUGGAUGAAAGUGAGAACCUGACUCUAGAGGGUAUAAGACGAUCCUUAAUUCAACAGGAGGAUAGCAUUAUAUUUAGCCUUUUGGAAAGAGCUCAAUAUUGUUAUAAUGCGGAUACUUACGAUCCUAAUGCUUUCUCCAUGGAUGGGUUCCAUGGCUCUUUAGUUGAAUACAUGGUCAAAGAAACCGAAAAGCUUCAUGCUCAGGUGGGCAGAUUCAAGAGCCCUGAUGAGCAUGCUUUUUUCCCAGAUGAGCUACCAGAACCAGUGUUGCCACCUUUGCAAUACCCACAGGUACUACAUCCUUUUGCUGACUCAAUUAAUAUAAAUAAGAAAGUGUGGGACAUGUAUUUUAGAGAUCUUGUCCCGAGAUUAGUCGAGGAAGGAGAUGAUGGCAACUGUGGAUCAACUGCUGUUUGUGACGCAAUGUGCUUGCAGGCUCUUUCGAAGAGAAUCCAUUAUGGUAAAUAUGUAGCAGAGACCAAAUUUCGAGCCUCUCCAGAUGCCUAUGAAGCUGCCAUUAAAGGACAGGACAGGCAAAGACUGAUGGAUAUGCUGACAUAUCCAAAAGUUGAAGAGGCAAUUAAAAGGAGAGUAGAAAUGAAGGCCAAAACUUAUGGCCAAGAGGUGACAGUGGAUUUAGGAGAAGAUGGAGCUGAACCUGUUUACAAGAUAGUACCAAGCUUGGUUGCUGACCUAUAUGGGGACUGGAUCAUGCCAUUAACGAAGGAAGUUCAAGUUGAGUAUCUGCUUAGAAGGUUGGACUGAGUGGAGUUUAUAUAUCGUCACACACUCAUUUAGCUGAAUGAGUAGAGUUUGUGUCUCCCGGUAUUUAAGCAAAUGAAAGACUCUUUGUGCUUAAAAUAAAUAAAUAAAAGACUUUGUGGAUAGUGACUUUUAACGAUUA
Molecule: messenger RNA, 1276 nt
Organism: Alnus glutinosa
Lineage: Eukaryota; Viridiplantae; Streptophyta; Magnoliopsida; Fagales; Betulaceae
Product: chorismate mutase 1, chloroplastic
Exons: 7
Coding region: 28-1137 (369 amino acids)
Biological process (GO): chorismate metabolic process; aromatic amino acid biosynthetic process
Cellular component (GO): cytoplasm
Molecular function (GO): chorismate mutase activity
Source: RefSeq, a predicted model, not a curated record